GUCGCGCUUAUCCUUAGUCCUUUCCUAGAAGUACUCCCAACUUUUCCCUGCCACAACCGUAAAGAAAAGUCCUUUCCCAUUUUCCGUACAUUCAAACGUUGUUACCUAAUCCACACCUGCGCACAUGCGCACUGCCCUCGCCACAACCACCUGUGAAAAUAAUGUAGUAAACCUGUUGAACUUUUACGUUUGUUUCGCUAGAGAAGUCAAUGAACUAUCCAGAAAUAUGUGUCUGUACAGUUUUCAUGCAAGACGGGCGAGAAGAAGCGAUAUCGAAUCGUAAAAGUUGAAAAAAAAUGUGUGAAUGAAUAGAAAAUGAAGUGAAACAGUGCCCUGGACACGUUCGGCAACAUCUCGCAUUCAUUGUUAUCUAAUAUCGGAAUAUGUAAAUGGUAGAUUAGAUAGUGUGAUGGGGACGAUGGAAGAGAAAGUUAACAGGAAAAUGCAUGAGCUCUUCAUGCAAGUGCUCAAAAAUCGGGACCUUUCGAGAGCUGGGGAUUUGUUUUCCGUUCCAGAUGCUAUAAUAGUUAACGAUUUAACUAACGUUCUUAAAGAAAUCACGCUCAUCAUAUCCCUUCCCGAUUACGUCAACAACAACAAUGACCAAAGCGUGGUCGAAAUCUGCGUUACACGAGUCACUUCAUGUAUUCGGGAGACCGGGAGUGUUGAGCAGCACUGUGAUGCACUUGUGGCACUUCUGGAGUCUUGCUUGCACCAUAACCUUCAACUAACAUCACGCGAUGAAGAUCCACCGCAUGCAAAAAUCUCCAGUGAUAUUAUUUCUUGUAUAUUCCUAAAUUAUAGUAAGAGAUCUGUGAUGCAACGUGCCUUACCUGUAGCUGUUAAAUUCUUGCAUAAGGGAAAUCGAGAGUUGUCGAGGAACAUGGCUUCGUAUUUGUCUCUGGCGGCUAUUGAACACGCUUCCUUGUUAACUCCACAUGUGCAGCCGAUUAUGGAUUCGAUUAUCUCAGGCAAUUACCCACUUUGUAGAGUUCUACCAAACAUCUACGAGGUGUCCCCGGAACCAUUCCAAGGCCACGCAAUGGCGUUAGUUUCGCUUCUUCCGCACUGUGACACUCAAGAAAAAUUGGCAUUGUUGCACCUAUUUUCUUUAAUGGCGAAAGACAAUCCUUCGCUGCUGGAAGCCAGUGUGCCCCAACUUUGCGAAUAUUUGAAUAGUUCAGUAACAGCAUCACCAACUUUACAAAUAUUUCUUCACAUGGCCGAAAAGAAACCAGCGUUGUUGGUAGACCAUGUAAACGCUAUGAAACAGUCUGCACAGAGGCAUCCACAAACCGUAUGUUUGGCUGCUCAGAUUAUCGGAGCGGUUGGAAAAUUGAGUAAGGAUCAAGCACAGGAUGCCCUAAAUUUCGUCCUCGAAUGUCUGCCGAAAGCUGACAGAGGUUCACAGAGCACAUUAUUAAGAGAAGCGACGAUGUUGUGCAGUUCUUAUCCAGUACUUUUCACAGAUAAAGUUUUAGCUGGAGUGAGACAGAGGCAUCACACUAGUAGUAAUCAAAUCGGUUAUAAUAACAGUGUACAAAACCAAGUGACAUCUGGCGGUGUCACCAUUGUUAAAGUAGGCGGAGUCCAGCAAAAUACUCCUGUACAACAAGGUGGAUAUACUCGUAGAGCUAAAUUGGGUGAUUCGAGAAGUACUGGACGAUUACAUACACCACAAACUACGAAUACUCAUCGCAGCAUGACAAAACUUAACAUUCCUGGAGGUUCAAUCGGCGGCCUACACAAAAGUAUGACGCGGCUUAGUUCUUCUCAACAAAUAAAUGCAAUAACUCAACCUUCCAAUAAUGUAACAGUCACAAAUACCCACAAGUACAUCAACAAUAAAGUAUCAAGCGGAGGAGUGACCGUCACCACCAUUUCGCCGCCGCGUAUGCAGCGGCCACUCAGCCAAGGACCUUUAACUCUAAAUACAAAUCAAAACAGUCAAGUUACUAUAACACCACUACCAAUCACAUCACCGCAACACCCCAACUCCGUGACAGUCAGCUCAGUAUACACAGGUCCUAUAUCCAGUGGCCAAGUCUCGGUCCUCAACACCAACGCCAACAGUGGAGCCACUCAGACAAUUUCAGUGGGAUCUAACAGUCUUUUAGAUUCUUCAAGUUCGCAUCUAGCACCAAUAACUUCAACAAUGGGCAGCGGCAACGUCAGUGUCAACAAUCCAGUCACCGUGGUGUCUCGACGUCCAAACAACACAAGCGUGACUCUGCUAAAUUCCAACCAAAGCUCUUUGGCCAAUCAGAGAAUGAGUGUAUUCGAACCUUUUCCGAUGAGGGAUACGAUUCAACACUUCUGCGAGAAACACUUAGAUAAAAUAAAAGCCUACAUGGACAAGGUCUCCAUAAGGAUCCCAUCACCAGCGAAGUGCACCAUUGAGGAAAAAAGACAGAAGAAAUCGGCCAAACUCCAUUUCGCGUGUCAAGGUGGGGGACAACACUGUCUUUACAAUAAGACAUACUUCACCAUGAGGACACGCAAUCCUAGGACAUGGAUACACUUGAUGUUUAUUUCUUUACAGGCCCGGCAUCAACAUGCCUUAAGUUCGCGGGAUACUCAAGUUGCCAGUUUGAAGCACUGUUGGGACAUGCUGAAGUGUGAAAAUAAGACUUUUUUGACUCUGGUUACCAGCGCUUUUCCGUGUCCCAAAGACCAGGAUGCGUUGAUUAACGAAUUGCGGCAUGCCGGGUACUUCGACGUGUUCCAGAUAUGUCCACAGAACGUGGGAGGUUCAGCCGAUCAGCUUGAUGGGAAUUCGUUUAAGUGGGGUUGUUUUUUGUGUGCACACCCCGAAAGAGCCGUGGGAUUUUUAAGAGGAGACACACAACCCGUCAUCGAAGGCCAAUUGAAAGAAAAAAAAGGUCGGUGGAGGUUAUUCCGAAGAUGGAGAACGCGAUAUUUUACCUUGUCCGGGGCGCACUUGUCCUGCAAGGGUUCGAGUGGGGGUGAAUCCAUCGACGUGAAUCAAAUCAGGUCAGUCAAGGUGUCGAGGGGUGCCAGGAACAUACCCAAGGCGUUUGAAAUCUUCACUGGAAAUCAAACUCUCAUUUUGAAGCCCAAAGACGGCAAAAACGCCGAAGAGUGGGUUCAAUGUUUGAGCAUAGUCGUUGCGCAUUCGCACGCGAAAGAAUUACCAGGAAAGAGCAAUUCGUUACCCGCAAGAGGUAUCAGUUCUAGUCGUGCUGUUAUAUAAAUAUUUAUUUAAUUUUUUACUCACGUUUUUGUUAAUUUUUGCAAUCUUAUUCAGAAGAGUGUAUGUUUACGUAUGGUGCUAACUGAAUAUUAUAAUUAUUUUGAUUUUGGAUUUUUAAUGUAACGCUUUUUUAUUUUUGUUUUGGUCAUAGAUCGUCUAGUUUAUAUAUGUAGCAAUUUGAAAAGCGAGUACUGCAUUAGCAUAGGUGAAAAUUUUCGCUCUCUGUGAUAAAAAUUAGCAUCAAGACUUGACAUGACUGAAAGUAAGUUACUUUGCACAAAAUCACUGCUGAUCAGUACUUAUGAGACUUCCAAAAAUAUACAAUUUUUAUACAAUUAGACUAAGGGACAUUAUAAAGCACAAUGAAUACCUAUUUUGUAGAUUUAUACUUAAUAUAUAUUAUUAAUCCAUGAAAUACUGUACUUAAUUUUUAUAUUAUUAUUAUUUUGUAACUUAUAGCUAUUGUUUUUUUUUUUAAAUAUAUUUUUGUUUAUGUUCUA
Zophobas morio is the source of this 3714-nucleotide messenger RNA. RefSeq names its product protein melted (gene melt). Gene Ontology annotation, biological process: regulation of signal transduction. The transcript is spliced from 14 exons. Lineage: Eukaryota; Metazoa; Arthropoda; Insecta; Coleoptera; Tenebrionidae. Gene Ontology annotation, cellular component: plasma membrane. Gene Ontology annotation, molecular function: phosphatidylinositol-5-phosphate binding. Bases 410 to 3214 code for a protein of 934 amino acids. The record is from RefSeq and is a predicted model, not a curated record.